AUGGACCCCAACAACAACAACAAUCGCCUCUAUCUCAACUUUGGAAACGGCAACGACCGUUUGACCGCCUCGGACAGGGCAGCAUAUCCCACUACGCCUUCGACCUUCCCGCAGCCCGUUUUCCCUUCAGCUUCAGGUCAACAGCCUGGUGGAUUGCAACCCCAAGGCCAACAGCAACAGCAGCAAUAUGCUGGUGGCUAUGCGCCCCAGGGCUACUUUAAUCAGAACCAAUAUGCCCAGUAUGGCGGCCAGCAACAGCAGCAGUCCAAUGACUAUGCUCAGGGUGCUGGGUAUCAACCACGAUCCAAUACCCCGGGCACCAACGACCCCAAUACAGGCCUCGCUCACCAGUUUUCUCAUCAGAACCUCGGAGGUGCUGCUCGAGGGCAAGGUUAUGCUCGAGGCCCCUCCCCAGGUCAGCGCCCCAGGACCGCCGGUAGUGCAGGACAGCAGCCUGGCUACAACAGCUACAUGAACGCCCCUCCUAUGCCUACACAGGCCUCUGCCCCCGCAGAAGAAUUCCAACGUGCACCCGAGCGAAACCCUGAUCGAUAUGGUACAAAUGCCAAUAGCAACCAAAAGAAGUGUUCCCAGCUCGCCGCCGACUUUUUUAAGGAUAGUGUCAAGCGUGCCCGCGAGCGCAACCAAAGACAAAGUGAAUUGGAGCAGAAGCUCCAGGACCCCUCACAGGGCGCCGCUAGACGUGAGCAGCUCUGGUCCACUGCUGGCAGAAAAGAAGGCCAGUAUCUGCGUUUCCUUCGUACCAAGGACAAGCCCGAAAACUAUACUACUGUAAAGAUUAUCGGAAAGGGUGCCUUCGGAGAGGUCAAGCUCGUGCAGAAGAAGGGUGAUGGCAAGGUCUAUGCGAUGAAGUCUCUGAUAAAGACAGAAAUGUUUAAGAAGGACCAGCUUGCCCACGUUCGAUCAGAGCGAGACAUUCUCGCAGAGUCCGACAGUCCAUGGGUCGUCAAGCUCUACACUACCUUCCAGGACUCAUACUUCCUCUACAUGCUAAUGGAGUUCUUGCCUGGUGGAGAUCUAAUGACAAUGCUUAUCAAGUAUGAAAUUUUCUCGGAGGAUAUCACUCGCUUUUAUAUUGCGGAGAUUGUUCUCGCGAUUGAAGCUGUCCACAAGUUGGGCUUCAUCCACCGUGAUAUCAAGCCUGACAACAUUCUCCUAGAUCGUGGAGGACAUGUUAAACUCACAGAUUUUGGCCUGUCGACGGGCUUCCACAGGCUUCAUGAUAAUAACUAUUAUCAGCAGCUGUUGCAAGGUCGAUCGAACAGGCCUCGCGACCGUAACUCGGUUGCGCUUGACCAAAUCAACCUGACAGUCAGCAAUCGAUCCCAGAUCAACGACUGGAGACGAUCUCGAAGACUUAUGGCGUACUCGACCGUCGGAACUCCUGACUACAUUGCUCCUGAGAUUUUCACAGGUCACGGCUACACCUUUGACUGUGAUUGGUGGUCACUCGGCACGAUCAUGUUCGAGUGUCUGGUCGGCUGGCCUCCUUUCUGUGCUGAAGACAGCCAUGACACAUACCGCAAGAUUGUCAACUGGAGACAAACUCUGUACUUUCCUGAUGAUAUCACACUGGGUACCGAUGCGGAGCAUCUUAUCCGAAGCAUGGUCUGUAACACAGAGAAUCGUCUCGGUCGUGGUGGCGCCCACGAAAUCAAGGGUCAUGCUUUCUUCCGCGGCGUUGAGUUUGAUAGUCUUCGCCGUAUUCGCGCACCCUUCGAGCCUCGCUUGACCUCCAACAUCGACACGACUUAUUUCCCUACUGAUGAAAUUGAUCAGACCGAUAACGCCACCGUCCUUAAGGCGCAGGCUAUCCAGCAAGGUCACAAGGUUGAGGAGUCUCCAGAAAUGAGCUUGCCAUUCAUCGGCUAUACAUUCAAGCGAUUUGAUAACAACUUCCGAUAA
Messenger RNA from Fusarium musae, 1926 nucleotides. RefSeq names its product Cobalt uptake protein cot1 (gene COT1). The coding region runs from base 1 to 1926 and encodes 641 amino acids. Gene Ontology annotation, biological process: intracellular signal transduction; peptidyl-serine phosphorylation. The transcript has 4 exons. NCBI's taxonomy places the organism in Eukaryota, Fungi, Ascomycota, Sordariomycetes, Hypocreales, Nectriaceae. Gene Ontology annotation, molecular function: ATP binding; protein serine/threonine kinase activity. The record is from RefSeq and is a predicted model, not a curated record.